Molecule: messenger RNA, 1050 nt
Organism: Guyanagaster necrorhizus
Lineage: Eukaryota; Fungi; Basidiomycota; Agaricomycetes; Agaricales; Physalacriaceae
Exons: 5
Biological process (GO): signal transduction
Cellular component (GO): membrane
Molecular function (GO): GTP binding; GTPase activity
Source: RefSeq, a predicted model, not a curated record
ACAUCCCUGCUGCCUUUCCUUUAUUUCUCUCCUUUUCACCAUCCAUGCCUCCCGCUGAGAAUCUCAAGAAGCGCAAGAUCGCUGUCCUCGGUGCUCGUUCAGUAGGGAAAUCUUCCCUCAUUAUACAAUUCGUGGAAAAUCGUUUCGUUGAAAACUAUUACCCUACCAUCGAGAGCACCUUUGCUAAGAGUGUCAGUUUCAAGGGCACGGAGUACGACUGCGAGGUCAUCGACACUGCGGGACAGGACGAGUAUUCUAUCCUCAACUCGAAACACGCAAUAGGAAUUCAUGGCUAUGUUCUCGUAUACUCUGUCACAUCGCGGAGCUCCUUCGACAUGAUCCAGGUUCUGUAUGAUAAAAUCGUUGACUUUUGUGGGGUGACUGAGAUUCCGUGCGUGGUUGUGGGCUCCAAGGGUGACCUGACGAUGAGGCAGGUGCCCACCGAGGAUGGGGAGCGGCUUGCGCAGGCAAACAAUGCAGUCUGGGUUGAGACUAGUGCAAAGGAUAAUAUUAAUGUUGGUAAAGUCUUUGAUCUCUGUUUGGGGGAGGUCGAAAAACAUUCGCCGACUAAGCAAGGCGAGCCGCCGGCCAGUCGCUGCGUUGUAAUGUAGACGCUUCCUCCUCGAGCUACCCCCGUGCUAUUCAAUAUGGAUGGCUUUCUCCAAGUAUGGCAUGUACUUUAUGUCUUUCUCAUGGCUACAAAGGACUACUAGACCUUUUACUCUUAUGACUACAGCUUAUGUUCCCUUUCCAUCGUAUAUUCUUCGUACCUGUAAGUUAAGAACCCGUACCAUAGCAUCCUUUUCAAUUCCUUUAAAAAUCCUACUGUUACAGAUCGUACAAAUUCACAUUCAUUCACGCCGAACUGUCUCCCAAGAAUCUCGCCUUCACCGCGCGACCUUUCAGCCCCACUGCCCGCACCACCUGUGGAUCUCCAGGCACAAGAUCGAUGGCUUGGUCACUAAAUUUCACAUACUCAUCAUCGAUGUCGAGUACUAUUCCCUUCACGGGCUUCUUCGUCGAUAGUGUGAUCGUUUCACCGUCUUGGGC